This is a messenger RNA of Sodiomyces alkalinus F11, 1320 nucleotides long. RefSeq lists its product as hypothetical. The transcript is spliced from 3 exons. NCBI's taxonomy places the organism in Eukaryota, Fungi, Ascomycota, Sordariomycetes, Glomerellales, Plectosphaerellaceae. The record is from RefSeq and is a predicted model, not a curated record. The coding region runs from base 1 to 1320 and encodes 439 amino acids.
AUGCACCGCAAGUUAUUGUUACUGUUAGUGCCGACGGUGUGCAUCUUGCUGGUGGCCACAAGUCUCUAUCUCGGCCACGAUCAUCUUACUCGGCUCCCCAAACUGCACAUACCCAACCGCACAUCCGCAAUCCAUACAUGUAACCAUUGCGAACGGUUAGUAUCUCUUCCCUACCCCCCAUAUCGGAACGACAACAAAACUGACAUGGUGGUCGUUGAUCAAGGAACUGUCCUCCCAGCCAAGCGCAUCCAGCCCUAUAUCUCCGCUAUACUCGACCCCUCUUCGACCGAACUGCCUCGCCUCGAGUGUCCCGCGUUGAACGCUAGCCGAUACGAUGUAUUAAAAGACAUGGGCGACGCCUCGGCCUCGGAGUCGGGGCAUAUUGAUUACUACUUUGCGCUUGAUCUGCGCAACUGCUUACCACUCCUCCCUCGCCUCCUAGGCAGCAUCGUCGAAGCGAUCCGAUUCUUGGGACCGGAACGCUGUGCCCUGUCAAUAGUCGAGGGCAACUCGCCGGACGGCACAGCCGACGUCCUCCAAGCCCUAAGCCCCUUCCUGGAACAACUGGGCUUCUCCUACUUUUACGAAUCCUCAGACAUCAACCCCGCAAAGGGCGACCGAAUCCGCAAACUAGCCCAGCUGCGCAACCUCGCCUUACACCCCCUGUUCAACGACGAAACCAAAAACCGCACCUCCGCAGCCACGACGGUCCUCUUCAUCAACGACGUAGCCGCCUGCGCCGAAGACCUCCUCGAACUCGCCCUCGCGCGCCGCGCCCUCGGCGCCGACAUGACCUGCGCCAUGGACUGGACCUACGUCGGCCCCGACCCGACCUUCUACGACGUCUGGCUGGCGCGCGGCAUGAACGGGGACUCCUUCUUCGCGAUCCCGCCCGACGGCUACUGGAACGCGGCCUGGAACCUGUUCUGGGAUGCCCCCGAAACGAAGGCGAGGUAUGACGCCCGGCUCCCCUUCCAGGUCUUUUCUUGCUGGAACGGCGCGGUGGCGUUUGGUGCUGCGCCGCUGAUGGCGGAAGACGGUCUUCGGUUCCGGGGGGGGCCGCAGAUGUUUUGUAAGGACUUGUGGGCUAGGGGGUAUGGGAAGAUCGCUGUUGUGCCGGCGGUGAAUUUGGAGUACUCGGAUGGGAAGGCGGAGAAGAUUAAGCGGCUGAAGGGGUAUACCUCGGACGCGGUUCGCGGGCAGGCGGAGGAUAGGGUCCUCAUCGACUGGAUCCCCGAGCCACCUGGGAAGAUCAAGUGUAUGCCUAACUGGGGCAACCAGUUUUGGCGGCCAUGGAACGAAAGUCUGCAAGUCUCAUAA